Molecule: messenger RNA, 2087 nt
Organism: Seriola aureovittata
Lineage: Eukaryota; Metazoa; Chordata; Actinopteri; Carangiformes; Carangidae
Gene: anp32b
Product: acidic (leucine-rich) nuclear phosphoprotein 32 family, member B
Exons: 7
Coding region: 682-1476 (264 amino acids)
Biological process (GO): regulation of apoptotic process
Cellular component (GO): nucleus
Molecular function (GO): histone binding
Source: RefSeq, a predicted model, not a curated record
UUACAAAGAUUACAGUGUCUUCAUUCCCUGGACUAUUAUAGAACAAAAGAUAUUUUGUUUUGGAAGGCAACAGGUUUGAGUAAUAAUCAAAACAGUAAUUCUUUAUCAUGAUAGGUGUUUGCCAUACUUAAACACCGAAUAUGCAACAAUAACAACAUGACGUUAAAUAUAUAUCAAACUGGGGGGGGGGGGGGGGGGUUCAAGUUAUUAAACUUGAUAAGUCAGGCAGAUAAACAAAAGUUGGCCGUAUGGUCGACUUUUCUUUUUGACGUCUGAUGGGUUGAAUGCUAUUUUGCGUAAAAUGUGCACGUGUUCUGCGCUCAUUUAUUUAAUAUAACUGAGCUGACAGACAAAAGGCUCUUGUCUUCACUAAACACAGUACAGUACUUUCCUCGCAGAAAUAAAUUGCACCAUAGCACUGUUUCGGGGCAGCGUCAUGUUUUGUGACUGCAAUGGCUUUAUAGAGGCGAUGGGCGUUUCUGGACGCAGAUGGCGCUGUUGAGCAUAUAUUUUGUUUCAGUCCCGUUUCCCUCCAUGGUUGUCUCCUCUCUCCGACUAACUUAGCGUUUGGCUCAGUUCAUUAUACAGUCCUAUAUUCUCCCUCCAUUAGGGCAUCUCUGCCUUUGGACUGAAGAUCCCACCAAAACCCAAGAGAGAAAAGUUUCACUUUCACAGGGCAAGAUGGACAUGAAAAAGAGGAUCCACUUGGAGCUAAGAAACAGGACACCGUCUGAUGUACGAGAACUUGUCCUUGACAAUUGUCGAUCAGUUGAAGGAAAAAUCGAAGGCCUCACAGCUGAGUUUGUCAACCUGGAGUUCCUCAGUUUGAUAAAUGUUGGCUUAAUCUCAGUGUCCAACCUGCCUAAACUAGGAAAACUCAAAAAGCUGGAGUUAAGCGACAAUAGAAUCAGUGGCGGCCUUGAUGUUUUAGCAGAGAAACUACCCAACCUCACACAUCUAAACCUGAGUGGCAACAAAUUGAAAGACAUCAGCACAUUGGAACCAUUGAAAAAGCUGGAUAACCUGAAGAGUUUGGACCUGUUCAACUGUGAAGUGACAAACCUGAAUGACUACAGAGAGAGUGUGUUCAAGCUGCUGCCUCAGCUCACCUACCUGGAUGGUUAUGACAUGGAGGACAGGGAAGCCUCUGACUCUGACGGAGAGGUGGACGGAGACGGCGUAGAUGAUGAUGAAGAUGAAGAGGGAGAGGAGGAGGAGGAUGAAGAUGGAGAGGAGGAGGACUUUGAUGAAGAAGAGGAGGAUGAGGAAGAUGAAGAGGAGGUAGAAGGAGAAGAGGAUGAUGAAGAAGUCAGCGGAGAAGAUGAGGAGGAAGAUUUUGGUCAGGAUGGAGAAGUAGAUGAAGAGGAUGACGAUGACGAUGAAGAUGAAGACGAAGCAGAAACUGGCAAAGGCGAGAAGAGAAAGCGAGACCCAGAGGACGAAGACGACGAUGACGACGAUGAAGACGACGAUUAAGAGCAAAACCGAAAACAUGAGCCUACCGAGUUACCCUUCCUCCCCCACAAACCCGAACAUCCGCCCUCUUACAACUCGCACCGCCUUUGUAAUCCACGUCUACCCCCCCAGCUCUGAGCUCUUUUAAUGGGGCAAGACUGUACCGGAUGGGUGGGCCGAGUGGAGCUGCCCCCCCCCCCCCCCCAACCCUUUUUUUUCUCCCCCAAUGGAACUGAGAGCCACCCAACACCCUCCACCUCACCCACCCCACGGCCCCCCGAGGUUCUCAGGCAGCCCACCACUCAGCAUUCCACAAUUUCACUGUCGAUCCCUCUUUAUGUAUUCCCGUGUGAGAACUUUGGGACUGGUAUCUAGUUUUGGGUCUGUGCUUUUAAUAUUUUGUUGGAUGAAUUAUUUUUUGUUGUUGGGUUUAUUAUUUCUCAUUUUUUGUCUUUUUUUUUUUUUUUUUUUUCUGUUCCUUAUUUUUCCCAAUAAAAUUAUUGCUAUAGCAGCUGUGCAACCAGCGAGCCAUGAUUUUUAGUGUGGCCGCCUGUUGCACAAAUCAAGGUUGUAGCUACAUUUUUACUUUCUGUAUGACAAAAAACAACUUUGUAAAUAAAAUGUUAACAUUU